AUAUGUUCAAUCAUCAUACAAAACAAGAGAGGGCAAAAUAUCUUUGUUGUCUCAUCCAACGAUUAUUCUCAUGAAUUGUCAUUGCAACAUUCUAAGGAUAUUUACAAUUACAUUCUUAGUCAAAUUAGUAUUCAUCAAUUAAUCAUUUAGAGGCAGGGAAAAAGAUAGACAGAUCAAUUGUUUUAGAUUCAAAUUAUGUUUGUAUUUGCAAUGUAAACAAAGAUGUAAUUACAAUCAACCUAAUGACUUUAGGCAAUAUUUUUAGUUAUUGUACAACGAAAUGAAUUAUUCUUGGGAUAUGAGGCAAUCAAAAAAUUGGCUGAAUUCUAUGCCACCUACUAUAAGUAAGAAAUCACUACCAGGAAAUACUAAGAAGUAACUUUUUCAAUUUUACUCCUAGAUGUUGCUCUUAUUGGAAGAAUUCUUAUACACUAAGGAAUUUUUACCUCAGAAAUUAUAAUUUAAUUUAACUGUCAAAGCCCCUGCCUCCUCAAGAUGCAUUGCAGAUUGCGAUCAUCUUUAAAAGUUUUCAUCACUCUAAGCCACAAUUGAAAAAAAUCUCAUUGCUAAUAUACCUUUAAAGUAUGCAAAGAAAUAAUAGAUUAUCGAAAAGGAAGUAGAUAUCAUCAACAUAUUUAUUAAACCUUUAAUCAAUCUAGAUGAAUACAAGCCAAACCAAGAAGAACUUCAAUGGAAACAAAAAUAAAAAAAGAGUCUCUACGAUUGUGCCUUUAAAAUGAAGAGCAAACAAGUUCAUAAGGAAAAUAUCUUUCAAAAAUAUAAGCCUUAAAAACCAAAUACCCAGUAUAAAUAACAUACCUAAAAAUCGGCUUAAUUGGUAAAUCAGUAUAAGGGCAUAAGCAGUUCGGAUAUCUAAAUAAUGAAGCUCAAUUUCUAGAGUUAGAUGUAAAAGGCUGGUGGACAACAGGAUCACUCUAAUUAAUAAAGCAAAUAAUAAUCAUUAAAACCAAUCUAGCAGCAACACAGCAGGUAGAUAAAUUUAUUAGAUUAUGGUGAAGGCUUUACAACUGUUGAACCCCCUAAAAGUUAGAUUUAAUAAGUCUAAAAUUCCAAUGAGGAAUAACCAAGAACUAAUCCUAUCUAAGUGAAACCAAAGUAACAACAAAAUGCUAAUGACUUAUUGGAUUUAGAUGAUAGGCCAAAUCAUUAAGUGCAACCCCAGAUUCAAUCAACAGCUGGUCCUGAUUUAUCGUUUUUAAGUUUAUCUCCAGUCAAAUAAAAUGAACCUUGCUUGAAAAUGCUGGAGAAAAUGGUUAUUGCUUAGAAAGAUGGGAGAUUAAAAGAAUUAAAAAUAUUUGGAUAGAUAGCUUUGGAUGGAGACUUCACGUUUGAUGAUUAAUCUAACCUUUAACUUUUGGGACAAUAUUGGCAAGAUACAUAUGGAUGUUAAAGAAGAAUAACUCCGAAUUCGUUAGACUUGCAACUGUUGAAUGAGAGUAGUUAUAAAAUGAUCAUCAAGAAUGCGAGUUACAAAACACCCAAAGGCAUCAUUGAUUACAUAAUUCCGACGAAAGCAUUUACUUAAUAAAGGAUUCCAGUUAUAUUUUUGUAUAGGUUGGAAUGUGUAUAAUCCUUCGCCAGUUAUUGUCUUCAAUACAAGGUGAAUGAUUAAUGGCAGGUGCCAUUGCAAGAUAUCGUAAUUGAAGUGAAUCUAGAGAAAGAUGUAGAAUUUGAUGACUUAAAAACAAUCCCAGUAGCCCAAAAUAUAAACGAUAAAUAGAUAACUUGGAAAGUACAAUAUAUAUAUUAAAGGUAGGCCAAACAAUUGUUGCAACAGUAGAAAGGCAAAUUGAUAUUGAAUCUCACAGGCAUUAAGAAGUAAGGAUCGUAAAUACUAAAUCACAUCAGAAUUAGUUUGAAAGCUAAUGUAAGCGAUAAUACUUAAUUUUAGACAUCUGUCAUUGAGAAUAUGGAUAGCAUAAUGUUUUACAAUAGCUAGGAGUACAAAUGCUAGAAAAAGCUAAGUGUUGAGUACAAAAUAUAUCCGAAUUCUUGAUAUUAUUAAAUAUAUAAAUUAAAAUUUUG
This is a messenger RNA of Paramecium octaurelia, 2046 nucleotides long. NCBI's taxonomy places the organism in Eukaryota, Ciliophora, Oligohymenophorea, Peniculida, Parameciidae. The record is from the annotation of a GenBank genome assembly.